Rana temporaria (common frog) is the source of this 9618-nucleotide messenger RNA. It is a transcript of the gene ITGB4, whose product is annotated as integrin subunit beta 4. Gene Ontology annotation, cellular component: membrane; focal adhesion; cell surface. The transcript is spliced from 42 exons. Bases 444 to 6119 code for a protein of 1891 amino acids. The record is from RefSeq and is a predicted model, not a curated record. Gene Ontology annotation, molecular function: integrin binding. NCBI's taxonomy places the organism in Eukaryota, Metazoa, Chordata, Amphibia, Anura, Ranidae. Gene Ontology annotation, biological process: cell-matrix adhesion; cell communication; cell migration.
CUGAAACUUGUCUCACAUCCAGCUCUAUCCAACACAGGAAAAAAUGUGAGAGGGAGUCUGAGGGGGGAGUCCAUGGUAAGGCAGAGGGCUGUUCCAGCUUUGUACCUGCCCUCCAGGUGUGCUCACAAUCCUGUGGAAUGUCAGAGACAUCAGAGCAAGGUCUGAGUCACGCACAGCACUCCAUAAAACUUCUUUUCUUCUUCCCUCUUCUGCAUUUUUCACAGGCAGGGAAGAAAAGACCUGUCUCUCCUGCAACACAAGCAACUCCAAUCUUUCCCUCUGGACCUUGUUUUUUAGCAGGAUACCAUCAACCGUGAAGAAUUACAAAAGGACCAACCACGAAUUGGCAUCCACUUCUCAAACUGCUCCGGGACAUUGGAAUUAUACACAACCAUUUUUCUCUUUUGGGCUGAAUUAAAGGAAACUUUUAUCUGGUGGGGGAGAUGUCCGCCCCUCACAUCCUAGGGGCUCUGCUGCUGCUUCUGACGAUAUCUUUUACCAACUGCAACAAAGUAAAUCGAUGUGUGGCUUCCAGAGCAAAGACCUGUACAGAAUGUAUUCGUGUGGACAAGGAAUGCUCCUAUUGUAUAGAUGAGAAUUUCCCCAGUGUUCGUUGUGACCUGCAGAGUAAUCUCAUCCAGUAUGGAUGCAGUAGUGCGGGAAUGGUUUACAUGCAGAGUGAAAUCCGGACUCUUAUGAAAGAAGAGAUUAAUAAAGAAUGGUCUAGAACACAAGUCUAUCCUCAACGAAUGUCCAUGCGACUGCGUGCUGGAGAGGAGCACACCUUUCAAUACCGUGUCUUUGAGCCUCUGGAUACUCCUGUGGACCUUUAUAUCUUGAUGGACUUCUCCUACUCAAUGUCUGAUGACUUGGAAAAUCUCAAGAAAAUGGGGGAUAACUUGGCUGGGGUCGUCUCAAGUCUGUCCAGCAAUUACACUAUUGGCUUUGGGAAAUUUGUGGAUAAAGUUUCUGUUCCUCAAACAGAUAUGAGACCAGAGAAACUGAAGCAGCCUUGGCCAGACAGCACUCCUCCCUUCUCCUUCAAGAAUGUAAUCCGUCUCACCGACGACCUUUCAGAUUUCCGCAAUAAGCUAAGGAACGAGAGGAUAUCUGGAAAUUUGGAUGCUCCGGAGGGAGGUUUUGAUGCCAUCUUACAAUCUGCAGUGUGCACAAACGAUAUUGGUUGGAGAGAUGGCAGCACCCAUAUUUUGGUAUUUUCCACUGAGUCUGCAUUUCACUAUGAAGCUGAUGGAAUGAACGUUCUUGAUGGGAUCCUACCUAGAAAUGAUGAACGCUGUCACCUGGAUAGAACAGGCCUUUACACGUAUGACACUCUUCAGGACUAUCCAUCGGUUCCAACCCUUGUGCGACUUCUUGCAAAACAUAACAUCAUCCCAAUCUUCGCUGUUACCAACCAUUCUUACAGCUACUAUGAGGAAUUAAGUAAGUACUUCACAAUGGCCGAGAUUGGAGAAUUACAGGAGGAUUCUUCCAACAUAGUACAGCUUCUGGACCUGGCUUUCAUGCGAAUCCGAUCCCGAAUGCACAUCAGGGAUCAUAACACUCCACGUGCCCUAAAUAUAGCCGUCUCAUCAGAAACAUCCAAACUAACAGAAGCUGGGUCCUUCCAGGUGACUCGUGGUGAAGUGGGGACAUUCAAAGUUAAUGUGAAGGCUCUAGAGAAAGUUGGUGGGCAGGACGUUUGUAAUCUUCCAAAACAGGACCAGGCAGGCAAUGUCAUCCUCAGACCAUCCACGUUUACCAAUGGCCUGGAGAUUGACGCUUCCAUCAUAUGUGAUGUCUGCCCAUGUGAAAGGCAAAAAGAAAUGAAUUCUCCCAAGUGCAAUGGGAAUGGGCACUUUGUAUGUGGGCAUUGUGAGUGCAAGGAUAACUGGAGAGGGGAGGUCUGCAACUGCUCAUCUAGUCAAGUUAUAAACAGUCAGUCAUGUAUAGCCCCUGGAAGCGAUGAGAUCUGUUCAGGACAAGGGGAGUGCCUGUGCGGCGUGUGCCAGUGCUUCGCAGAUUCCCCAGAACGUCGGUAUGAAGGGAGGUACUGCCAGUUUAAUACUGCCACGUGUCCACGUGUAAGCGGCUUUAUGUGCAAUGAUAGAGGACAUUGCUAUAUGGGAGGUUGCGCAUGUCAGACUGGUUGGGAAGGACCUGCAUGUGAUUGUCCAAUCAGUAAUCAGACUUGUCUGGACAGAAAUGGGGGCCUGUGCAAUAACCGAGGGAAAUGUGAGUGCGGUCGUUGCAAAUGUGACGCCGAUUCCCAGUUUGCCGAUGCCAUGUGUGAAUUUAGCAGCUCAUUGCGCCUCCUGGGGGCCUGUGAGGAUGUCCGGACAUGCGCGCAGUGCCAGGCCUGGGGCACUGGGGAGAAGAAGGGCAAAAAAUGUGAAAGCUGUGACAUCCAGAUAAAGAUGGUGGAUGAGCUCACCAAAGUUGAUGAACGAACAGAGAAAUGCACUUUCCGUGAUGAGGAGGACGAUUGUACCUAUCAUUACACAGUAGAAGGAGUGGGUUCUGUGUUGGCCAAUUACACUGUGCUAGUACAAAAGAAAAAAGAAUGUCCACCCGGUGCCUUCCUAUGGCUCAUUCCUCUACUCAUCUUCCUGAUGCUGCUCCUCGGUCUGUUACUUCUAUUGUGCUGGAAAUACUGUGCCUGUUGUAGGGCUUGUCUGGCUCUGCUGCCUUGCUGUGGACGAGGGCGCAAUGUGGGAUUUAAGGAAGACCACUAUAUGCUACGACAAAGCCUUAUGCAAUCUGAUUAUCUAAACACUCCACUUGUACGAAAUGGAAACCUGAAAGGUGGAGACUCAGUGAGAUGGAAGAUUACCAACAAUGUACACCGACCACCUCCAUCACCCGAUGCCCUGAACCCCAAAGAGCUGGUCCCAUAUGGAGUCUCACUGAGGUUGGCUCGCCUUUUCACUGAGAACCUGUCUAAGCCUCAGACAAGGGAAUGUGAGCAGCUCCGUCGGGAAGUUGAACAAACGCUAAACGAGGUGUAUAAAGUGAUACCUGGAACACACAAGGUGAAGCAGACCAAUUUCCGGUUACAAUCCAAUGCAGGCAAAAGACAGGAUCACACAAUUGCAGACACCGUAUUGAUGGCUCCAAGAGAAGCUGAACCUGAAAUUGUAAAAGUCACAGAGAAACAUGUCAACCAAGAGUCUUUCCAAGACUUGAAAGUCACCCCUGGCUACUACACAGUCAUAUCGGACAGAGAUGCCCAUGGGCUGGUGGAAUUUCAGGAGGGAGUGGAACUUGUGGAUGUUCGUGUGCCCCUUUUCAUCAGACCAGAAGAUGACGAUGAGAAGCAGUUAUUGGUGGAGGCACUGGAUGUUCCCACAGGAAUCGCCCACCUGGGAAAGAAAAAUGUUAACAUUACAAUCAUCAAGGAGCAAGCUAAGAGUAUAGUGUCCUUUGUGAAGCCAGCGUAUACCUACAGCCGCCAUGAACAAUUAGCACGUGUUCCUGUUUCUCGGGAAAUUCUGCAGAGUGGUAAAUCACAGGUUACCUACCGCUCAAAGGAUCUGACGGCUCGUGAGGGCAAGGAUUAUGCAUUCUCAGAAGGUGACCUGGCAUACCAAGGAGAUGACACACUCUCAGAGAUCACAGUUCCUUUGCUUGGCCGGUCAGAGGUGGACACCUUGUUGGGAAACCGCCAGGUCAAACAGUUUCUGCUGGAGCUUAGUAAUCCAAAGUAUGGGGCCAAGAUUGGCAAAUACCCACAAUGCACCAUCACCAUUGACGACAGCCCAGCAACAGAGGUUGUGGAGAAGGUAAUGCCUGUGCAGUCCCUACAGUCACCACGUGGCAAGAUUGGUGCCCCCAUCAACCUUAACGCCCAGGCGAUCAAUGCUAGGAAAAUCCGACUUAACUGGAUACCCCCAUCUGGAAAACCAGCUGGGUACAAGGUGCGGUACUGGAUUCAAGGAGACUCAGAGUCAGAUGCUACUGUUAUGGACACAAAGUUACCUACAGCCGAUCUAGGCAAUCUGUACCCAUACUGUGACUAUGAGAUGCGAGUGUGUGCCUACAAUACGCAGGAGGAGGGGCCUUAUUCAGAUGUUGUGACAUGCCAGACCCCUGAGGAUGUUCCAAGUGAACCAGGCCGGUUGGCUUUCAAUGUAAUUUCCAGCACUGUGACACAGCUGAGCUGGGCAGAGCCUGCAGAGACCAAUGGCAAUAUCACAGCAUAUGAAGUUAACUAUGGCAUGGUCAAUGAGGAUAACCAACCCAUCGGACCCAUGAAGAAAGUUCAGCUCAAUGGUCCAAAGAAGCGAAUGGUACUCAUUGAGAAUUUACGGGAGUCUCAGCCAUACAGAUACACUGUGAAAGCCUGUAAUAGCGCUGGCUGGGGACCAGAGAGAGAGGCUUCCAUGAACCUUGCAACUCAACCAACUCGUCCAAUGUCCAUUCCUAUUAUUCCGGAUGUUCCAAUUAUUGAUGCAGAGGGUGGAGAGGAUUAUGACAGCUAUCUCAUGUACAGUACAGAUGUAAUGCGAUCUCCAGUUGGAAGCAAGAGACCCAGUGUGUCUGAUGAAUCGGGCCGGCGCUGGAAGUACGUCCCCCUCCUGGGCUCAGGACUGGAUCUACGUCACAUCACAUGGAAGACUGAUGAAGAGGUCAUCCCACGACUGUCUGUCAGCAGUGCCAUGUCCACCGACACAGAGAGCCUCCAGGACCAAGUGGACAGUGGCAGUUUCUUGGUGAGGAGAGGGACCAUGCGUGCUCCAGCAACAGCAGAAGAUAACACCAAGAUGGUGGGGGUGUCAGAACAAUUCCUUAAUGGGCGUAUGGACUUUUCUUUCCCCGGAUCCGUAAGCAGCCUGACUCGUACAGGAGCUCUUGGCUACCAACAACUCAAUCCUAGCAUGCACCAAGAAACAUACAGGUUUGGCAGUACCAGUUCUCAGCACUCAACGAUGCUUUCAGGACAUGAACGGGUUGGUGGAGGGUCCCUGCCUCCCACAAAGGAGAGACGUGGUAGACACUUUGUUGGGGCAAAGGUGAAGGGUUACCAUGCAUUCCGGGACACAAUAACCAUGCCUGACAGUCGUAGAGGGCCACAUAUGGUGAUAGGGGCAUCAGGACAAAGCCGACUGGGACUACCUCCACUUAUAGGGGGGAGUGGAAGAGGACGCACCCAUUCAGAGGAUGUGCGGGAUGCUCUCAGCAGUUUGGAUGUGGCCAUACAGGAAUCCCGCAUUUCUCCUGGAAUCCCAGACACGCCCACUCGCUUGGUGUUCUCCGCAUUGGGGCCGACGUCCUUAAAGGUCAGCUGGCAGGAACCACAGUGUGAACGAGAAGUACUGGGGUACAAGGUGCACUAUCAGCUGCUCAAUGGAAGCGAUUCUCGGACCAUCGAUAUUCCGAAUCCCAGAGAGAACUCGGUGGUGGUGGAAGAUUUGCUCCCCAACCAUUCCUAUAUGUUCCGAGUGAAGGCACAAAGUGAGGAAGGAUGGGGACCAGAACGGGAAGGUGUCAUCACUAUAGAGUCCCAGGUGGACCCGCACAGUCCUCUCAGCCCUGUACCAGGAUCCCCCUUCACCCUGAGCACUCCCAGUGCCCCCGGACCCCUCGUCUUUACUGCUCUUACCCCAGAUUCACUACAGCUGAGCUGGGUGAGACCAAGGAAACCUAAUGGCACCAUCCUGGGUUACAUGGUCACCUGUGAAAUGCUUCACGGAGGAGGAGAGCCAAGAAAUAUAUACGUGGAAGGUGAUAUGCCUGAGACUACGCUGACCGUUCCUUUCCUGAGCGAAAAUCUUCCCUACAAGUUCAAAGUGCAAGCCAAAACAACGCAAGGCUUUGGGCCGGAGAGAGAAGGAAUCAUCACCAUAGAAUCUCAGGAUGGAGGAAACUUCUCUCAGUUUGGUACACAGCAGAUCACACGGCGAGAGGUUUUCAAUCUCCCAACAGAAUACAGUCAUACCAACGUCACUCACUCCACAAUGUCAGAGCCUUUCUUCAAAGAUGGCAUGUCUGUUGCCACCCACCGCAUGGAAAGCUCCGGCACGGUCACACAACAGGUCACCAAAGAGUACGUCACACGAACAAUGAUGCAAGGAGGAUCCCUCAGUAGACAGGUGGAGCGCCAGUUCUAUGAAGCCUAAAAGAUACGCCAUGCUGCCUUCACCGGACAAUACGCCGCGCUUGGGUGCCAUUUAUAUAUGGUGCAUCGCUAUGACUCCCUCUUUACGUCAUGGGAGUUGCUUUCGUGCUUCUAUGUGUAAUCCUGUUUGGGAGAUUCUGAACAUUUUCCUUAGAAGUCAAACCUAAGACAGGACAAUGUAGAGGAUGGAGAGAUGACAGGUGUAUUCUGACGCAGGUGCUAGCCAAGGUACCAAAGGGGUGACAAUUUUAAUGUCUGAACUCCACUUCAUAACACAAUGCUAAAAUGAUUUUACUUUGAUGGGGAGGAAUCCAUUGUAAAAUGUCGUCCCAGCAUCCUGCGCUUCAUGGUAUGAGUUAACCAAACUUUAUUUAAUUAUCUUUUUUAUGAUUUGUAUAUAACUUUUUUUAUUACAAAAUAUGCAGCAGAAAGGGAUUCUAUGUCUGUGUGACGUGUACUGGAUGAACCUUGGUACUGGCCCACUACGGGUAAUGUGAUAGGUGUAUGGGGGGGGGGGGGGGAUGGGUGAGGCUGUAAUGUCAGGUGUACUGGAUUUUGUAGAGAACCUUAGUACUGUCCUUGUGUGUGGGUAAUGGGGGGGUCGGUAAUGUUAGGUGUAUGGGAAUUGAUGAGGCUGUAAUAUCAGGUGUAGAGGACCUCAGUACUAUCCUGGGGUCAGUAAUGGGCUAGGUGUAUGGGGAUGGAUGAAACUGUAAUGUCAGCUGUAUAGGCUCACUAUGAGUAAUGGGGUCGGUAAUGGGCUAGGUGUAUGGGGGUAGAUGAGGCUGUAAUAUCAGGUGUACUGGAUGUUGUAGAGGACCUUAGUACUGUUCUGGGGUCAGUAAUGGGAUAGGUGUACGAGGAUGGAUGAGGCUGUACUGGAUGCUGUAGAGGGGACCUUGGUACUGUCCUGGGGUCAGUAAUAGACUAGGUGUAUGGGGAUGGAUAAAACUGUAAUGUCUGCUGUACAGGACCUUAGUACAGGCUCACUAUGAGUAAUAGGGGUCGGUAAUGGGCUAGGUGUAUGGGGAGUAGAUGAGGCUGUAAUGGCGGGUAUACUGGAUGUUGUAGAGGAUCUUGGUACCGUCCUGGGGUCGGUAAUAGGCUAGGUGUAUGGGGGGUAGAUGAGGCUGUAAUGUCAGGUAUACUGGAUGUUGUAGAGGAUCUUGGUACCGUUCUGGGGUCAGUAAUGGACUAGGUGUAUGGGAAUGGAUGAAACUAUAAAUGUCAGCUGUACUGGAUACUGUAGACGGGACCUUUGUACUAGCCCACUAUGGGUAAUAGGGGUCAGUAAUGGGAUAGGUGUAUGGGGGUUGUCUGAAGUUGUAAUGUGAGGACAGUAUUACAAAGUGGAGACAUUUUAGAAGGAAAUGGGAGUUAUCCAAAUGUCUAGAAACAUCACCAGAGAUCCUUAAAGAACUCUAAACAAAAACUCUUUUAAAUAGCAGAGCUUUCUAAACCAAUGAAUAUAACCUAUUAAAGCUGAAUACCCCCACUAUGCCAAGAAUGAUACAAUAAAAAGAUAAUGCAGAUACAAAUAAAAUGUUCUUUAUUAAAGUAGAAAGGUAUAUUCACUACACUCCCUUAAGGUUACAAGACACCGCAUCCGGCCGAUGGCUUGGUGACAUAGAAGGUCGGCGUUCCUUGGAAUUUCUCCUGAGAAAAAAAACAAAAAAGAUAGUGACCCAUCUCAUCUACACAUUCACACAUUUUACAUAAGCCUUGUAUUCCAAGCUGCUUCAUACUAACCAAAUGUCCUGCCUUGUGGUCAACAAGAAGGCGCAACAUGCAACUUCUCCAACAAAUACCAUACCUGUAUGUACACCGAUGACCCCUUCCCAGGGAAAUAGAUAAAGAGUUGUAAUAAGAUCCUUUCACAAACUUCAAAAUGUAGGUAAAAGCCUUGAAAAUGACAUCAUUUAUCCUCCUCCCGCUGACUGUGUGCUAUGCGGCCUCUUAUUGGGUGGACUUUAAUGCAGAGAGUCCACAUAUAUAUGGCCAUUUGUAAGCACGUUUCUGUGCUGAAAGCGCGUGUCCUGUGUGCUCCCAGCGGGGACCAGAAAGCUUCUGAUGCAUACUUGCAAUUGGGAGCUUUCUGAUCAUGUGACUGCCAAUCACAGCGGUUACAUGACCUGAAUGCCCGCCUCUGCCUCCCAGUAUUUAGAAGUUCCUAAAGGGCUGGGGGGCGAUGGUGAAAGGGGUUAAAUGCUUACUAACAAUAUUUCUCCUUGAUUACUCCUACCAUGUUAUAACCCUCUUCUUUUCUGGGAAAGUCGUAUUACUGUCUGUGCUCGCCCAGCACCUCCAUCCCUCACCUCACUUACAGAUAAUGUGCUGGGGGAGGAGCUAAGGAGAAUAUUAUCGAGUGUUACGUGAUUGCUGUCACAUUCAUGAUGGUGGCAGCCAUUCUCAGUCUUGGACUUUUGGAUGUCUCCACAAGGGGGACUUUUUUUAUCAGGAAAGAACAUGCCUAAAAUACAAUAAAUGCAUAACCCUAUGGGAACCUUGCUAUUAAAAUUAAUUGUCAGGCAACAGAGUCUCUUUAAUGUAUAAAUUACUAUUGGGGCUCAUUUUGCAGCCCCUCUAAAAAGCAAUCUUCAGUGGAUCAGCUGGCGCGUGCUGCCCGUUUUGACCCUAAAAAUGGAUGCACUGCAUGCAGUUGCCGCGUGGCCCAAUUUAUUUGAUUGGGGGGUGUUUGGUGGUGGUACUGCCUCUGGAAUGCUGUUUGAUUUUUGCUGCGGCCAUGACAUGCAUACAGUCCUCAGGAGCUGCAUCUACUUGUUCAGGUGGGUGGUUGGGGGUGGUAAAACUGCGACUCACCCACCUGCUUUUAACCCCCUCGCCCAAACAAACCAUUAGGGAGGCAUCAGCAAAAGGUAAGAAAGCACUGCCUAGUUGGCUUAGUUUUAGAUGAGGGCUGAGUAGGACCCUUGGUGUGGAGCCUAUGGUCUGCUAGGGUCAUAAUCGUUCCUUGCUUUGAUCAAUCCCCAUUGGCUACUAAAUUCUGGGACUGUGAUGUCCAAACAAAGAAAAGGGAAGACAAAGACAGCAACAGAAACCAUUGUCAAAAAGUUCUAACCCUUCCCCCACAUUAUUAAAUGCAUUUUUUGGCCGAUUCCCCUUUGGCGAUGGCUUAACAGGAAGUGAGGAGGCAAUGGCAAUAAAAUCCUGACCAGGGCUCCAAGAAAAUGGUGUGUUUUGGCCAGGGCUGGGAUUGAACUAUGAUGGCCCCCCCAUAUGUCCUACUCUCCCAAUAACUACAACUAAGUCAAUAGAUUUACAGUGAAGUCAUUUAAGCAUGUUACUGAAAUAGACAAGUAUUUGUCAGUUCAUAGGAAUUCUUGUCUAAGGAGAUUUCUAUCCCUCUGAAUGAAUGGAAGCAGCAUCUGGGAGAUGGCAAUAUAGAAUGUAUAUUAAAGACACGUCCUGCUUUGUUUUGUACGGUUAUCUUCAAAGCUGGUUUAACUUUUGUGAUAAUAAAGUCAUUUUUUCAUAAAACA